AUGGCAUGCCCGCGCAUGUCACCCAUCGGCCUCUUGCUCCCCCUCGCUCUCUAUUUCAGUUCUUUCAGAGGCACUCGCGUCCAUAGUGAUCGUGUCUACCUUCACCCUCCGGGUGUCAGCCGCCACCGUAGCGCCCCUUUGCCGGCCCUUUCACACGCGCCUCAUUCGGUUGCGCACGCACACGCGCAAAGCAGCCCCAAUCCAUUAUUGCUGGGGUCUGGGCCCUGUUCUGCGACCCGCCGCUCUGCCAUCCCGCCCUCUACUGCUUCCCUCCCCUACCCUUCCUUGACAAGAAGGCCGCGGGCAAAACGAGCAAAGAUGGGGUCGCUCCGCCUCAACGAGGUGUUGCGUUUUAUCUUCUUCUUUCGGCUGCAUGACUAUCUCCUGUGUAUCCUCUGCGGCCUAAUCGGCUUUGGCGUGGGCAGGGUGCGCCCGUACUGCCGGGAAUUUUCGUGGACAGAUCUGAGCAUCAACUUUCCCUUCAGCAAGAGCCCCGCGUUCCCGACAUGGACGUUGUUCAUCAUCUCCGCCGCGCCGCUUGUCGUCUACGUCCUCGGUGAGGCGAUGCGCCAUUGCUGGCUUGCACGCCGGCACGGCGGAAUUCUGGCCCACGAGCCGUACGCGGAGCACACACUGAUUUUGAUGGGGAGCCAACGCCAUGGUGGUGAUGGGGCAGAGAUGAGCAUGAAAGCGGGAUGGCAAGGCUCGGACUUCGAGGCACCGCCCCUGGCGCUCUCUUCCGACUCAUCGAAGCCUCAGAACUCGACCAGCGGGCGCGAACCAACCCAGGAGGUUGCAGGUUUGCUUUGA
Messenger RNA from Leishmania braziliensis MHOM/BR/75/M2904, 810 nucleotides. RefSeq names its product putative phosphatidic acid phosphatase. The record is from RefSeq and is a predicted model, not a curated record. The transcript has a single exon. The coding region runs from base 1 to 810 and encodes 269 amino acids. NCBI's taxonomy places the organism in Eukaryota, Euglenozoa, Kinetoplastea, Trypanosomatida, Trypanosomatidae.